Molecule: messenger RNA, 2432 nt
Organism: Darwinula stevensoni
Lineage: Eukaryota; Metazoa; Arthropoda; Ostracoda; Podocopida; Darwinulidae
Source: the annotation of a GenBank genome assembly
CGGUCAAUAAAAAUAGAUAGAACCUGUUGUAAGUCUAAUUGCAUUUGACAAUAAAAAUGUACUUUUUCAUUUUUUUCAAACAGCACAGGCAACAUCAAGAUUAGAGCAUGUUUGCAAAUACCUAUGGAAAGUAUAAAAAUUUUGAAUGUGGCCUGGUGAUUUCCAGCGAAGAUGUUCAGAAGUUGCACCCCAUUCCCCUAACCAAAGUCUCAGCUGAUGUCACCUGGUUGGAUGUAGGCAUCAAGGUCACCCUCACACAGACCUAUAAGAACAGGGAAACCAAGCCGGUGGAAACACAAUAUGUAUUCCCCGUGGAUGAUAGAGCAGCAGUGUGCGGCUUUCAAGCUGAGAUUGAAGGGAGGACAAUACAUGGAGAAGUGAAGAAGAAACAAGAAGCUAGGGAGAUCUACGAAGAAUCGGUGAAACAAGGAAAAACCGCGUUUCUCGCCGAGGAAACCAAGCCGGAUAUUUUUCAGGUUAAAAUCGGGAAUCUCCCAGCUGGGAGUGUCGCAACCAUAACUCUAACAUAUGUAACACAAGCAACAGCAGAGGGAAAUGCAUUGCGGUUUUUCCUUCCUACGACUAUUGCCCCGAGAUAUAUUCCACUAAGUGACGCCAGCGAAGCUGCCAAAGUUAUCGGCGAUAUCGAUUACUCAUUCUUCUCACCAUGUCCCUUAGAAAUCCAAGUCCAUAUUGAGACAGAACGAAAAGCUUUGUCAAUCAACAGUCCCACACAUGAAAUCAAAAUCUCAUCGAAAAAUGAGGUUUCAGACUCAAAAAGGCACUUCAGGACAGAGGUGAAACUCCUAGGAGUUUCGACAGACAUGGAUAGAGAUUUUGUGAUGCUUCUGGAGACUGAGGCACAUCAUCAGCCAAGACUGAUAUUGGAGAGAGGUUCCGAUUCCACUGUUGCGGCCAUGAUUACAUUGAUCCCAAGUUUCAAACUACCCCCAUUGAAGUGUGAUUUCAUAUUUGUGAUUGACCGUAGUGGGUCAAUGGGUGGGGAAAAGAUGGAGAAGGCGAAAGAUGCAAUGCAGCUGUUCCUAAAAUCAUUGCCAACGGACUCGUAUUUUAACAUCAUGAGCUUUGGCUUUACAUUUUCUUCAUUGUGGGAGGGAAGUGAAAAAUACAGAGAAGACAGCCUACACAAGGCAACUGCACAUGUUCUUGAAAUGGAAGCAAACUUCGGUGGAACGGAAAUUUACGAACCUCUCUCAACUAUUUUCCAGCAGGUACAGCGUGAUGGCUACCAUCGUCAAGUGAUUGUUCUUACUGAUGGUGAAGUGAGCAACACAGAGCAAGUUAUUGCACUUGUAAGAGAAAACUGCAAAACGAGUAAGACAAGGGUUUUUGCCUUGGGUGUGGGAAGUGAUGCGAGUCAUUAUCUCGUGAAUGGUAUUGCACUUGCUGGGAACGGAGAAGCUCAAUUUGCAACCCUGAAAGAAGGACUGAGUGGAAAGGUCCAGCAUCUUCUCAAGAACUCGCUUCAACCUUCACUGACCUCUGUGAAAGUAAUUUGGGCUCACUCAGACACCAUUGAAAAGCCAGAGCCUGGUAGGCCUCAUGAAGUCGUCACUAAGAAAACUUUGCUCGGGUAUGGAAAACCUGCGGCAGGGAAGAAGGAUGUUGUAGGAGAUGAAGAAAUCGAGAGAGUCAGAGACCCAUUGAUGAGAAUCAAGAAAUUCCCUUGUAUUUUUGAUGGCAGUUGUUAUGCAGCGUAUUGCAUUUAUAACAAUCCUAACAUCAUUCCAGAAGCGAUAACGUUGAGUGCUGAUUCUCCAGUGGGGCCGUUAUCCGUGACGUUCCCUGUGAUUCUCGAGGAGAGUUCUGUUCGGAAUAUAGUACACACUCUUGCAGCACAGUCUGUCAUUCGAGAGUUGGAAGAAGAGCUGCAAGAUCGAAUACUCAACAAUGAUGACUAUUCGAAGAAGGAGAACACUGCAAUUUAUUUGGGUAUUAAAUACAACUUGGCAUCCAGUCUCACUUCCUUUGUAGCUGUCGAUGAAAAAGGCGAGAUACAAAGAGAUGCUCCUGUCCUUAGGACCGUCCCCAGCAUGACACCACACGGUUAUGGUGGCUUUGUUGUUGACAAGGGACGCAUAGAACGCUCUAUUGGAAGUGAUUGUCACAUGAACUCUGAUGAAGGAAAAGUCCAGAUUCUUGCGCGUUUGCAAAUUUUUGACGGAUCGUUCUCGUUCGACCUGCAACUGUUGAAACUAAUUGGCUUGACAAGGAAUGAGUUCUUGAAGGAAAGAGAUGAAACGAAAUGUGGGGAUUCGGAGCUGGCCACAGCUCUGGCCGUGGCUUUCAUGGAGAUGAAGUUGUCUGCAUGCAAGGAUCUUUGGGAACUGAUGGCGAAGAAGAGCCGAACUUGGUUGGAAGGGAAUGGGUCUUCUGACCUAAUUGAGAGCGUGAAGCAUCUUAUUCAAUGA